AUGGCCCUCAGACGACCUCAUCGCAAGUCCCGUCAUGGCUGCCUGGAGUGCAAGCGAAGACGUGUCAAGUGCGACGAGGCUCGGCCAGUAUGUACAAACUGCUCCAAACGCCAUGCUGAAUGUGAAUACGAAACCACCAGCUCAUUACGCUGGACAAAUGAAGAGUCACAGUCGCGUCAAACAUAUUCCGUACCAACCCCUGAGGGAUCUCCACCAGAUCCUACGUUGACGGCAGCGAACUCGUUAGGGAUUGUGGGCAGGCUAGGUGAGCACAACGAGGCAGUUUCAUCCGGCAGUCUCAAUCUCACCGACUUGGAGCUUAUGAUGCAGUGGUGCAAUUCGACGUACCAGGUUCUUUCUCGGAAUGAGAGCACUGAUCACGUCUGGCGGUGCUUAGUUCCUGAGGAAGCAGUAUCGCAUCCAUUUCUCAUGCAUGGUAUUCUGGCUCUCUCUGCGCUCCAUCUGGCGCGGACACGGAAUGACCAUCGCCGGCCGAUAUACAGUAGCUUGGCGGUUGCGCACCAGAAUCAAGCACUAGCACUGUUCCGUGAGUUACUUGGCGAUAUUAAUGACACGAAUGCAAAGGCCAUGUUCUCAUUUGCGAGCUUGGUCGUGCUUUACACUUUCGGCUUCCCGCACGAACCAAACCCGAGCAAUCCGUGGGCCUGUAUCGAUGAUUUAUCGCAAAUUAUUGUCUUGAUACGUGGUGUGCAGCAGGUGAUCAACACAGCUUCCUUAUCUCUAAGGGAAAGCAAUUUCAAACCAUUGGUACGCCCAGGGGACUUCGAGCCCGUUUUACCAGAUGACGCCCGAUUAGCAUUUGGAGAGCUCCUUGAAGCCAACAAUGCCUGUGGCGCCCAGGACGAGACCCACGAUACAGAAAUUUACGAAGACACCAUUGACAAAUUAACAGAGGCAAUAGGCCUGCUUAAUGUGGACCACUCCAUGACCACUAUCGGCCGGUGGGCAAUUAGACUCAAGCCGACAUACGUGAAUAUGGUACGGGAGCAUGCACCGUUGGCUUUGGUCAUUCUUGCAUACUACUGUGUGGUAAUGCAUUCUCUUCGUCAUCACUGGUGUCUUGACGAUUGGAGCGUCAGGGUCUCCAGAGCAAUCUGGGUGGUGUUGGAUGAUACAUGGAGGCCAUUGGUUCGGUGGCCGAUGACUGCUAUUUUUGGACAGAGCUUUUCAAAUGAAACGUGA
Aspergillus chevalieri is the source of this 1203-nucleotide messenger RNA. RefSeq lists its product as uncharacterized. NCBI's taxonomy places the organism in Eukaryota, Fungi, Ascomycota, Eurotiomycetes, Eurotiales, Aspergillaceae. Bases 1 to 1203 code for a protein of 400 amino acids. Gene Ontology annotation, molecular function: DNA-binding transcription activator activity, RNA polymerase II-specific; zinc ion binding. The transcript is spliced from 2 exons. The record is from RefSeq and is a predicted model, not a curated record. Gene Ontology annotation, biological process: regulation of transcription by RNA polymerase II.